UCCACUGCAGUAAAGCUCAGUAAAGCUGUAGGCUAAGGGCUGUAGCAGGCAGCUGCUGAUAUGUUGGUGUGGUCGAAGUAGCCGAAGCUUAUAUAUCUUGCCUACAUCUAACAUAUACUAACUGACUAGCUAGCUUUACAUUAUCUAUAUUUUCUAAGGGAGCUAUCAAACCAAACUGAGAUCGAAAGUAGCUACAAUUGGUACAUUUUCGGAAUGACCAUUUCCUGUCAUUUUGAUAGGCAUUUCCUGUUGCGAAAUAGCUAGGUAGCGGUUCGUGGCAGUAAGCUAGCUGACGUUGGCUAAUUGGUAGCCUAGCUGGCUAGAUGAUGAAUUGUAGCAUACUUGGAAAUAAUCAUUAUUUGCUGAACGACAUUGAAUAUGGAAGGAUCGUGUAAUAUUGGCACGUUUUACCGGGGAUAUAUUACAACGGACAUAAUUUUUACAGGAUAACCUUAGCUACAUGAAAUGUCAUAACGUUAAGAUAGCCGCGGAGAUGGAGGGACCCACAACCCCCUGAAUAGCUGCACUGAUGGAGAAAUGUCCUCCUCCAAGAUGAGCAAGUCGAAUACUGCACAAGGUUUAGCGGAAUUAUAAUUAGCGUCUAUCUUAUCUCUAUAGCUAUAUUAGUCUGUCAAGCAAAUGGGAGACUGGUUAUUCGGUCAUAGCUCAUAAUUGACAGCUAACGUUAGCUGCUGGUGAAGAAAUCACUGCUGUUUUUGGCAUCUGCAAACAACAAGACUGGCUUUGUCAGACAAACCUUAGGCCUUGUCCAGAAAACAAAGUUCAUUUGUGAAACUGACAUCGCUGGAAAUAAGGACAUUUGAGCUUUCUGCAUCGUCAUUUGAGCAUUCUGCAUCGUUUUGAUUGAAGUGAGGAUAAUAUUUCCUCAUCAUCUGACUGAUAGUUAUCAUGAGGAAGUUCUUUGAUUCAUCUCGUCGGGAGUUGGUCAGUUCAGGACCUGGUUCUGGAGGAGGUAGCAGUGGAUCCAGCCAUGUAGGUGGCAAUUUAAUUGGACGUUCAUGUACCAUAGGGCGGCACCAAGUCACUAUUGAAGAAACAGUGGCCGAAGGGGGUUUUGCCAUCGUGUUCCUGGUACGAACCAGCCAAGGACUCCGCUGUGCCCUCAAGAGGAUGUAUGUCAACAAUGAGCACGACCUGCAGGUGUGCAAGCGAGAGAUCCAGAUCAUGAAGGACCUGGUCGGCCAUAAGAACAUCGUUGGCUAUCUGGACUCUAGUAUCACCACUUGUGGAGGAGGAGAUGUGUGGGAAGUGCUCAUCCUCAUGGACUACUGUAAAGGGGGCCAGGUGGUGAACCUGAUGAACCAACGUCUGCAGACAGGCUUCACAGAGGCAGAGGUGCUGCAGAUCUUCUGUGACACAUGUGACGCCGUGUCUCGACUGCACCAGGGCAAGACACCCAUCAUCCACAGGGACCUCAAGGUGGAGAACAUCCUGUUACAUGAUAAAGGCCACUAUGUGCUGUGUGACUUUGGCAGCGCUACCAAUAAGUUCCAGAACCCACAGAUUGAAGGAGUGCCAAUAGUCGAUGAUGAAAUAAAAAAGUACACCACUCUGUCAUAUCGUGCCCCUGAGAUGGUAAACCUCUACAAUAGCAAGAUUAUCACUACUAAAGCUGACAUAUGGGCGAUGGGCUGUUUGCUGUAUAAGCUGUGCUACUUCACUCUACCCUUCGGGGAGAGUCAGGUGGCCAUCUGUGAUGCCAGCUUCACCAUUCCUGACAAUUCCCGCUACUCCUACAACCUGCACUGCCUCAUCCGGUACAUGCUGGAGCCCGACCCUGACAAAAGGCCUGACAUCUACCAGGUGUCCUACUUUGCUUUUAAAUUGGCUCGUCGGGACUGCCCUGUUCAGAAUGUGAAGAACUCUCCAAUUCCUGCUCAACUCCCUGAGCCAAUCAAAGCCAGUGAGGCAGCUGCAGCGAAGAAGAGCCAGAGCCAGACACAGAGUAAGGCCAGGUUGACAGAUCCUGUCCCCACCACUGAGACCUCCAUCACGCCACGGCAGAGGCCCAAAGCUGGCCAUGCCCAGCCCAGCACUGGCAUCCUGCCAAUUCAACCGGCUGCCCUCACCCCUCGCAAACGGGCCAAUCUCCCUGCCCUUCCUCUCGGAGUCAACUUAAACCUUGCCCAGCAAGCGGCAGCCCUCCAAUCACAGAAGGCACAGAUCACAGCUCCGCCUCAGCCAGUGACCGGCCGUUCACAGAACCCUCCUAGUCAGGCCACACUUCAGCUGGGUGGAAAGCCCCAAGCUGGUGCUCAGCAGAAGCAGCCAGGGCAACUGCAGCAGCAGCCAAUCGCGGCAGCAGUCACCGCAGCAGGGGGAGGAGUCCCACCUGUGCAGGCCAAGACGGAGGCCCCGAGCGCCCCACUACAGGCCGUGCCUCCCUCGCUGGCCAGUCCCACCCCCCAGAAGGCCCAGGUCCCGUCUAGCCCAGCCCCACCCAAAGCCCCAGCACGUCGUAAGCAGGCCGGCCAGAGCCAGACCCAGCAGCAGCCAACCGCUCAGCCCACUCCAGUCCAACCUCCAGCUGCACAGCAGCCUACAGCUCAGCAGCAACCAGUUCCUCUACAACCAGUGGCCCAGCAGCCACCUGUCCAGGCCCAGUCCAUCCCUGCUAAAACCAGUCAGAACACAGCUGAGACAGAGACGACUUCUCUUCCUGCUCCGUCCAAGACUCCGCCCCACUCUCCAAAGGCUGCAGAGCACACCCCGAGUGACUUUACCCAGAAUUCGGUCGGUGGGCUACCUGGAAGUCACUCCACCCAGCCACUGCAAGAGGCCACAGCAGAAGAUGGCCUCAACCAGUUAAUAUCUGUUGGUACAAUUCCACCCAAUUCUACCCAGUCCCUUCAGCAGAGUAUGUGUGAACCAGCCCAGGAUGGCAACUUUGCUGCCUUUUCCCCUUCCCCUGCCUCUGCCCCUGGCCCUCCCAUCGGCUCCCUCAGUCAGCCCACCUGGAACCCUUUUGGUGAUGAUGACUUCUCCAAUCUCAGUGCGGAGCAUCUGAUUAACAAAGACUUGGUUGACGAACAGGCUGAUGACGUGUCUGCAGAGGUGGAAACGGCCCCCAUAGAGGACCUGAUACCUGGCCUGCUGGAGGUCUCCUCCCCUGGGGAAACAGCCCACCAACCUGCUGUAGAGCAAUCUGAAGACCUCCUUGGCCUGGAUACAGGAGAGUCUUUGACUGUUCCGGUCCCGUUCAGCAUCCUAGCACUCUCAGACACUCCAGAGAAGCUUAUUGAGGGACUGAAGUCCCCAGAUACACACCUCCUGCUCCCUGACCUCCUGUCCAUGGCUGAUCCUUUUAGUGGAACUAUGGAGGAGGCUGUCAAUGUAGUGGGUCCAAUAGAGGAGUCUCUGGUGAGUCUGGACUUUCUCAUCCCUGGUCUGGAAGCUCCUGUGUCCCAGUCUGAGACAGACUCUGCACUGCUUCCUGACCCCCUGCUUGGGGAAGACACUCUGCUGGGCUGCUCUCUCAUCUCUCCCCCCUCUGGAGCCUCCUCUCUCUCCUCUGUUCCCGCUUCCACUGGCACUGGGUCUGUUCUGGAUGAGUUUGACCUGGUAUCUGCGAGUUGCACCCAGCUGCUGGCAGACUCCUCUGAUCUCCUGAUCUCAGGCUUUGAGCCUGUGCCAAGUGCAGAUACGGGCAACGAGGAUGAGUUUGACCCCAUCCCUGUCAUGGGCUCCAAAACCUCCUCUCAAGACCUGCAGAGGGAACCUAGCAGCUGUGAGACACUACCAGGUUCCUCCAGGACCGACAGCUCUGGACCAGCUGUUGAAGAGGAGCACAAACAGAGACUUCCCUUUGCCCACAGCAGCAUCAUUCCCCCCUCACUGUACCCAGAUGAGACAAACUCCCACCCGUUGCUUUCUAAGUCCUCUGACCAGCCAAUCAAGCCUGGCCAGAAACAGUCCCAGUGUCUCUCACCUACACAGCAGCACACAGUCCCCUCCCCUGAUAUCUUCCUGCAGGCCCCUUUCAGGAUUGCAGGGAAAGAAGGGAGAGAUGUGUUUACCAACUCUCCUUUCCCUCUGGCCCACAAGCCUGCUCUGCCAUCUGAUCCUUUCCUCCAGGCCCCCUUUGGGAAGAGGAAUGAGAUAGCUGGGGCUGCUGUCACUGUCUCCCACCCUCCACAGCCCAACAAACAGCCCUUCUGCCAGGUCCAGCCAAACACCCACCAUCCCCAUAGUCUUUUACAUCCCAGUGUCCAGGGGAAGGUCCUGUUCACACCUGUUGCUGCCCCUAGGCCCAUCAUCUGGCAGGCCCAGCCCAGGUACUCCCGGUGCUCAGAGGUCCCCCUACCCCAGCAGCCUGUCGCAGCCCACCGAGUGGUCUCCAGUGUGGGGCAGCAGGCUGCUGUGGGCUCGGUGGCUGUGGGCCCCCUGCACUCCUGGACCAUUGGAGGCAGAGCUAUAGUGGAUCCAUUCGUCAGGGCCCCCUUCCACCCCAGAUGCCAACAGGGAAAGCCUUGAUAUCUGGACCCCCCUUCCCUCUCCCCAAAUUCAAAAUCUGGCCCCACACCAAAUGCCAAAGCUGGCCUCCAUCUAGUGCCUACACGUAAGGGGGAGGUUAUCAGCGGAAGUCUGUCCCUGGCCAGCCCUGCUCUUUCCCCCUGUGGAGGGCAUAACCCAGUCCCAGCAGCCCUCUUGUAAGUGUGCAAUCUAGAUUAAUCUGGCUCCCUCUGUUGAGGAUGUAAUAGGUAGACUGACUGUUUUUCUGUGCAAUUGCAGUAUUAAUCAUGACUCGCUCCACCUUGCCCAUAUUCAACUUGUUUUUUUACACUCUCGUUCUACCUCAGCUUUCUGAUUUGCCUUCAGAUGAAACACUGGUAGAUUGCGGCACUUCAUUUGCAUUUCAUGAGGAUUUCCAGGACACAUCAAACUGCUAAAACUAUAUUGAAAAUAAAGAUUGUCCAGGAUCGCUUCACUUUAAAAGUACUAAUGGCAAUCUACAUUUUCUGAAUUUGAGAAAUCUCCCGUGUAAAAGGAAAAGAAGAACAAAGGAUUUUGUUUUAUUUGUUAAAGGUUUGUGUUUGUAUACUUACUGUGUAUAUAUAUAUUUUUUACAUUGUUUUCAACACCAUGUUAAUAAUAUACUAAUGUUGUGUAAAUCACAUUGGGUUUAUAUGGUUCGACUUGAUAUACUAUGGUAGUUCUAAAUUACAUCAGUUGAGUAUUUGCCUGAUGAGCUGGUGACAUUUGACCUCUGUCAAACGUGUAUAUUCUCCCUCUAUUACUCCAUACUUUUUAACUGUUGUUUUACGCAGUUUCCUUCUUCACAGGUCAACAAGUCUUUAAAUGUUUUAUAAAAAGACCUGUUGUCAACAGCAAGAGGAAAGGCUUAUCGUGAAGGAUACUUAGCUUUGGUCCAUAACCAUAGCAGGAGUCUCUAUUCUGUAUUUGAAUGUCUUGGUAAGUUACUAUGGAUCAAAAUGUACUCUAACAUACAGUAAUGUUAUAUGGAGGCCAACAGACAGCAGCUUGACACUGAGUAUUCCAAACAUUAGGAACACCUUCCUAAUAUUGAGUUGCAACUUUCUAGUUUUCCCUGUUAACACAAUCACCGUUACCCUUUACUGUGGGAAUUGUGAUCAAAUCAACACAAUAUUAGCAACUUUCAAUGCAACAUCUCGAAACAAAACAAAAUAUGCAAGACUUAGUAUGCAAAACUAACUUUACAAGAGAUUUUGUUUGUUGGCAGAACGCAUCAGAGCAGGAUUCUAUUCCAUUGACAGGCACGACUCGGGCACAUACUCUACAUAGACCGGUGCGGCAUAACCAAUCAAAGCUGCAGUAGGCCUAUAUGCAAAUAGACCAUUGCCAUAUGUAUCUGUGCCAUUCCUUUGAACUGGACUGUGUUUACAGCAUCAGCGGUCAUGGGUAGAUGCACUUGUUUUGAUAUCAAA
Molecule: messenger RNA, 5927 nt
Organism: Oncorhynchus tshawytscha (Chinook salmon)
Lineage: Eukaryota; Metazoa; Chordata; Actinopteri; Salmoniformes; Salmonidae
Product: AP2-associated protein kinase 1
Exons: 21
Coding region: 910-4494 (1194 amino acids)
Biological process (GO): protein phosphorylation
Molecular function (GO): ATP binding; protein kinase activity
Source: RefSeq, a predicted model, not a curated record